Messenger RNA from Penicillium arizonense, 993 nucleotides. RefSeq lists its product as uncharacterized. Lineage: Eukaryota; Fungi; Ascomycota; Eurotiomycetes; Eurotiales; Aspergillaceae. The transcript is spliced from 2 exons. Bases 1 to 993 code for a protein of 330 amino acids. The record is from RefSeq and is a predicted model, not a curated record. Gene Ontology annotation, molecular function: oxidoreductase activity, acting on the CH-OH group of donors, NAD or NADP as acceptor.
AUGUCUAAAGGAUUGAUCUUCAUCACCGGAGCCACCGGCUUUAUUGGCAGUGCCACAGCCGCGGAAGCACUCAAGGCUGGCUAUCAAUUGCGAAUUUGUCUUCGCAAGCCCUCUGAGCACCUGCAAUCUGUCCUCUCCGAAUACAAAAAUCAAAUUGAAUUUGUUACCGUUCCAGAUCUCACCAGUGAAACGGCAUUCGACGACAAGCUGAAUGGCGUGGACUAUGUCCUCCAUCUGGCAUCGCCCCUUACUCAUGGAACCAACAAGGAGACUUACUUCAUCCCGGCCGUGAAAGCUACGACUCUCUUGCUGAAGGCAGCAGCCAAGGUUCCCAGCAUCAAGAAAGUCGUGGUGACAUCCUCUAUCGCUGCUCUCAUUCCCAUGACCGGUAUUCCCGCUGGGGGAGUAAUCAAAGAGGACAAUGACUGGGACUUCUCAGUGGAUGAGAACGGAUCAUUUGAAGAUCCCCAAGACCCAGCUGGAACGCCCAUGCGUUUAUACCGGGCUUCAAAGCUCCUUGCCAACAACGCAACCUGGGACUUCUGGGCAACAACCAAACCACACUACGCAUUGGUGACGCUGCACCCAGCAUUUGUAUUUGGCCACAACCUUAUGCAAACUUCAGCCGAGGAAGUUGCAACAGGAUCCAACGGCCUUCUAUGGAGUCUGGUCAUGCAAGGUAACCCCGCUGGAAGCAAUGGUGUGCACAUUCAGGAUGUUGCCGAAGCGCAUAUCAAAGUGCUGGACCCGGAGAUUCCUGAUGGUUCGAAGUAUCUGUUGGCUGGACCAAUGGCGACUGGAUCUGAGAUUGCAAGCAUUGUCAAGAAAUUGUAUCCUGAUUCUGGGGCCAAAAUCACUGAGGAUAUUCAGCUUUCUCCGAUGCCAGUCGAUACUGCUAAGGCGGAAGCAGAGCUUGGGAUCCAAUGGCGUUCAUGGGAGGCGAUGGUUAAGGAGGUGAUGGAUCAGCAGCUUGGAUUUUAUCAUAAAUUGUAG